Molecule: messenger RNA, 886 nt
Organism: Mesocricetus auratus (golden hamster)
Lineage: Eukaryota; Metazoa; Chordata; Mammalia; Rodentia; Cricetidae
Gene: Glipr1l1
Product: GLIPR1 like 1
Exons: 5
Coding region: 122-826 (234 amino acids)
Cellular component (GO): extracellular region
Source: RefSeq, a predicted model, not a curated record
UGAAGGCAGGGAUGCAGUCUGCAGCUCACUAUACAGAAUGCCAGCCUAAUCAGAAGGCAGGGCCUGGGUAGAGUAAUCCCUAUUCUGGUAUAUUCACCAGGGCCAUGCCCUAUGUCCUUCCAUGGCCCUGAUGAAGAAACUUGAUUGUUUCUGGACAUUAAGUUUGUGUUUGGUAGCCAGCAAACUUUGCAAGGCAUUGCUCGAUGUUCCUAAGCUGCCAACUAUCUAUGACCCGAAAUUUAUAGAGGAGUGUGUCGACUCCCAUAAUGAAUUUCGAAGCAAAGUCAAGCCCUCAGCAGCUGAUAUGAAUGAGUUGAUUUGGGACAAUGAGUUAGCAAAAGUGGCCAAAUCAUGGAGUAUACAGUGCAAGUUUUUCCAUAACCCCUGUACUAAAAAACGAUAUGCAUGCAUUGAGGGUCAUGACUUUCUGGGAGAAAAUGUAUAUGUAGGUGAAAUACAAAGUACACCAAAACAAAUUAUUUCUUCUUGGUAUAAUGAAAGUGAACAUUAUAAUUUUGAGAAUACGACUUGUUCUAAAAUUUGUGGCCAUUAUACACAGAUGGUUUGGGCCAACACGCUUACAGUUGGAUGUGCAGUUUCAAAUUGUCCUAAUCUCUUGGGACAUUCAGCUGCACUAUUUGUAUGUAAUUAUGCACCACCAGGAAAUGAAAAAAACUACAGUCCUUACAUAAAAGGAGAACCCUGCUCCCUGUGUAAAAGAGAUGACUGCCGGAAUAAUCUCUGCCAAUUCUUAACUGAGAAAGCAACUCAACCUCGAGCAUGCCACCUACUCCUGCUAGGUUUUAUUCUUCACAGAAUAUUUUAAUAGUUAUUUCUAUUCAGAAGAAAUUUUUAAAUGCUACAAUAAAGACUAUUUUCUGACUAA